Messenger RNA from Sorex fumeus (smoky shrew), 1366 nucleotides. RefSeq names its product transmembrane protein 204 (gene TMEM204). The record is from RefSeq and is a predicted model, not a curated record. The coding region runs from base 334 to 1080 and encodes 248 amino acids. The transcript is spliced from 3 exons. NCBI's taxonomy places the organism in Eukaryota, Metazoa, Chordata, Mammalia, Eulipotyphla, Soricidae.
GGAGAGCGGGGAGCUGGUGCACACGCUUCCAGGGGCCGGCCAGGCGCUGUUCUCUGCACACGUCUGCAGCUCUGUGCCGAGCUGCCUGCUGUGGCCCCACGGGGAGACGCGUCACUCAGACCCCAGAGGGGAGAAGUGAACCUGCACGCCCGGGGCCUCAGGUGCCAGGAAGACGGCGCCGCUGGGCUCCUGUGGCCCCACUUCCUUUCGGGAUGGGCCUGGCCAUGGCUGUGGCCGUGCUGGCCCCACUCCAGGUGCCACAGGGCGGGGAGCGGGGCCCGUGAGGGGCGCCUGCUUGCACCCAAGCCCCCGAGCCCCCGAGGAUGAGCGCCGAUGUCCUCUAGCCCGUUGGGUGGCAGCGGCCGCGCAGCACUGGGACGUGCGCAGCCAUCGGUGAUGACGGUCCAGAAAGUGGUGGCGACGGCCGUGCUCGUGGCCCUCGUCUCCCUCGUCCUCAACAACGUGGCGGCCUUCACACCCGACUGGGUGUACCAGACGCUGGAGGAUGGACGCAGGCGCAGCGUGGGGCUGUGGCGCGCCUGCUGGCUGGCCGACAGGGGCCGUGGGGCCCCCCCGACUGCCGGCGCCCGACCCCCUGGGCAGGACACUCGGGACUGUGAGGCCGUGGGCUGGGGCUCCGAGUCAGCUGGCUUCCAGGAGUCGCGUGGCACCGUCAAACUGCAGUUCGACAUGAUGCGCGCCUGCAACCUGGUGGCUACGGCGGCGCUAGCCGCAGGCCAGCUCACCUUCGUCCUGGGGCUUACCGGCCUGUCCCUGAUGUCACCUGAGUCCCAGUGCUGGGAGGAGGCCAUGGCUGCAGCCUUCCAGCUGGCGAGCUUUGUCCUGGUCAUUGGGCUGGUGACCUUCUACAGAAUCGGCCCCUACACCAACCUAUCUUGGUCUUGCUACCUGGACAUCGGGGCCUGCCUGCUGGCCACCCUGGCUGCGGCCAUGCUCAUCUGGAACAUUCUCCACCGGAGGGAGGACUGCAUGGCUCCCCGCGUGAUUGUCAUCAGCCGUUCGCUGACUGCUCGCUUCCGCCGGGGGCUGGACAACGACUAUGUGGAGUCGCCAUGCUGAGGACUCUGCCCGUGAACUCCGGGAGGACGGAACAAUCUAGAAACCAAGUGCUGUUCCCUCUUUGCACAUCCCACAACACGCAGGGGUGCUGACCGUGCUCUGGGGGAUUGUAGUCCCCCAACGCCAUGGACCACAGCAGCAGAACGGCCCGCAGCCCAUGGCCUCCCUAUGGUGACAGACACGUGGAUGCCUCCUGGACUCAGCACUGACCAUCAGAUGGUCAUGGCUUUCCGAUGGGCUUUGUAUGGCCCGUCUGCUCCUAUUCUCUAAGUUAAAAUAAAACGCA